CAGUCCGGUCCACGAACCACCGCACCGCUGGUUUAAGUUAUCUGACACCUCGCGCACACUAGUAAAAGUUUUUUCAUCUCACGCUAACAUGCACCAACGGCAAACGUUAAAAUAAUUUAGGAAAUUUCAAGAUUUAACAUUUUUUUACACAACUUUCUCUCUCUUGCCUCUUCUUCAGUUCUUCUCCGUCUCUCCGUCGUUGCGCAACCGCACAGUUGAUAUCGUUUCUUCUCUCCUCUCUUUAUUCUUCUUCUUCUCCUCAUGGAGAUUCCGCUGCUUUUGCUGAUCGUAUCAGUGCCUACAAUUUCAUCGUGUUGAUUUGGUCUCGAUUGGAGGGAGCCAAGAAGAAUAUAUCUUUGAAAUCAGCAUCGAAUCUAGGGUUUUAGAGUGCUGGGUUUCUUCAAUUGGUUGCUGUUCUUGAUCUUGUUCAUGGUGGGUUACAUCUGAUUUUGGUGUUUGAAUUGUUAGUCAUACGGAAUUUGAAUUGAGAUGGGUAAUGUUGAAAUUCCGAAUUGGCUUAAAGCUUUGCCAUUGGCACCUGUGUUUAGACCUACAGACACUGAAUUUGCAGAUCCCAUUGCGUAUAUAUCGAAAAUCGAGAAGGAAGCUAGUGCUUUUGGGAUUUGCAAGAUCAUUCCUCCUUUACCCAAGCCAUCCAAAAAGUAUGUUUUCUAUAACUUGAACAAGUCUCUUUUGAAGUGUCCGGAGUUGGUUUCGGAUGUUGACAUUUCCAAGGUGUGUAAAGAGGAUAGAGCUGUAUUCACCACUAGGCAGCAAGAAUUAGGCCAGACUGUGAAAAAAACGAAAGGAGAGAAGAGUAAGAGUAAUUCUCAAAGGAGUGGUGUUAAGCAGGUUUGGCAAAGUGGAGGCGUAUAUACAUUGGAGCAGUUUGAAACUAAGUCGAGAACUUUCUACAAAAGCCAAUUAGGGACGAUUAAAGAAGUGUCACCAGUUGUCGUUGAGGCAUUGUUCUGGAAAACGGCUUCAGAAAAGCCUAUAUACAUAGAGUAUGCUAAUGAUGUGCCUGGCUCUGCUUUCGGUGAGCCAGAGGGUCAUUUCAGGCAUUUCCGGCAGAGGAAGAGGAGGGGCAGGGGAUUUUAUCAGAGGAAGACAGAAAUCAAUGACCCAUCAGGUAAGAACGGUGAAAACUCAUCCCCUGAGGUAGAAAAGGCACCCCUUGCUUCUACAAGUUUAUCAUCUCAGGAUUCGUCCAAGCAGAAGAACGUGGAUAUUGUUGAUGAAAUGGAAGGCACUGCAGGCUGGAAGCUCUCCAACAGUUCGUGGAACCUUCAGACGAUUGCACGUUCACCUGGUUCUGUUACACGUUUCAUGCCAGAUGACAUCCCUGGUGUCACAUCUCCCAUGGUUUAUAUCGGUAUGUUGUUCAGCUGGUUUGCCUGGCACGUUGAGGAUCAUGAGCUUCACAGUAUGAAUUAUCUUCACACUGGCUCACCAAAGACUUGGUACGCUGUCCCUUGUGAUUAUGCGCUUGACUUUGAAGAGAUUAUCCGCAAAAAUUCUUAUGGCAGAAACAUUGACCAAUUGGCUGCUCUCACCCAACUAGGCGAAAAGACAACUCUUGUAUCACCUGAGAUGAUAGUUGCAUCUGGCAUUCCCUGCUGUAGGUUGGUACAAAAUCCUGGUGAAUUUGUUGUGACUUUUCCGAGGUCUUAUCAUGUAGGAUUCAGCCACGGUUUUAACUGUGGGGAAGCCGCUAAUUUUGGAACCCCACAGUGGCUCAACGUAGCUAAGGAAGCUGCUGUGCGUCGGGCAGCCAUGAAUUAUCUACCCAUGCUGUCCCAUCAGCAGCUGCUAUAUCUCUUGACCAUGUCCUUUGUUUCAAGAGUGCCACGAUCAUUGCUACCAGGUGGUCGUAGCUCCCGACUGAGAGAUCGGCAGAGAGAAGAAAGAGAGUUCCUUGUGAAAAGAGCUUUUGUAGAAGAUAUAUUGAACGAAAACAAGAAUUUAUCUGUUCUUCUUCGAGAACCAGGCUCUCGUUUGGUGACGUGGGACCCUGAUUUACUUCCGCGUCAUAACGCAGUGGCUCUUGCAGCUGCUGCUGCUUCUGCUGUUUUACCUCCAGCAGUGGCAACAAAUGAACUUGAGGAGGGUCAUUCUGAAUUGCAGAAUAAAGAGAAGACGACUCUUUUAGAGGAAUUGAGCUUGUUCAUGGAGAAGCUGAAUGAUGUAUACUACGACGAUGAUGAUGGUCUGCUUAACGAUUUCCAAGUUGAUUCUGGAACCUUGCCAUGUGUGGCGUGUGGCGUUCUUGGCUUCCCCUUUAUGUCUGUGGUCCAGCCUUCAGAGAAAGCAUUAAAAGAUCUCCCAGAGAGACAAGGAGAUACAGGUAACAGAUCAGUUCUUAUCCAAGCUAUGAACUGCAUCAUAUGCCUUUUAAAGCCUAUUAAUUGUGUUUCUAUUAACUAUACAGAUGCUCAGGAAAUUACGACACUGUCAUCAGAAAAGUCUGACUGCGAAUGGAAAACGUCUUCUCGAUAUAUAAGACCUCACAUUUUCUGCCUUGAACACACUAUUGAACUUCAGAGACUGCUGCAACCCAGAGGUGGACUGAAGUUCCUUGUAAUUUGCCAUAAAGACUUUCAAAAAUUUAAGGCACAUGCGGCUAUAGUGGCAGAGGAGGUCAAAGUCCCUUUCAGAUAUGAUGAUGUCCUGUUAGAGAGUGCAUCUCAGGAAGAGUUGAGUUUAAUUGAUCUUGCAAUUGAAGAUGAAGAAAACUACGAACACGGUGUAGACUGGACCUCAGAACUUGGCAUCAAUUUACGGUACUGUGUUAAAGUGAGGAAAAAUUCCCCUACUAAGAAAAUUCAGCAUGCACUGUCACUAGGUGGCUUGUUCUCCGAUACCAGCCAGAUGCUAGAUAUUUCAACUAUGAGAUGGCUGCAGAGAAAAUCACGCUCAAAAGCUAAACCCAUUUCUACCUCAAGUUUCACACCUCGUGAACAUCUUGAAGUAAAAGCAGAUGGAAAAUUAAGGGAUAAUAUGGAUUCUCAGGCCGGAAAAAAGGAAGAAAAGAUCAUCCAGUACUCUAGAAAGAAAAAGUUGAAUCCAAAGCCUUCUGCAGAACAUGGUCAGGAGCUAGCUACCCUAGCUAAAUCAAAAGAUUUUGAUAAGACAUGCAAUAAAUUUACCAAUAGGUCACAUCUGGAUAGUGCAAUUCGUUCUGAGAUGAACAGUGAGAUUGGAGACUCUGGAAGGGUCAUUGGGGUAUCAUUUUCCAUAAAUCCUUGUAGCUCAUCUUUCACUGUGGGACAUGGGCAAGAACAUCCCGAGAUCACUGUCAAGUUUGGUUCAGCUUUAGAUGGGAAUGUCACAAAUAGUUCCAGUAUGGGGAAUACAGACUCUGCUGACCUAACCUUAACCUCCAUAUCUAGAGAGCACCAAGGACACUCUUUGACCAGCAACAAUAAUGGCUCCAACUCAGGUAGUCAUGUUGUGGCAAGCCAGACCAUACUUGUUUCUACAGAUAAUAAUCAUGGUGGACCAAGAAAAUUGUCUGGUGAUUAUGUCUGCAGUGAUGUGUUUGUACGUGGUAUUCAGGAAGCGGUUGAAAUGAGUGACCAAGAGUUUGGAGAACCUAGGUCUACUGUCACUAAUAUCGAGGAUGAACAGCAAUCAAAGUUGGUGCAACCAACCAAAAGAGAAGCUGUAUCUGGUGAUCACGCACAGGUGGAGGGAGCAGAAGCUGUGUGUACCAUAGAAAACUUGUGCUCUGAAAUUAUUCUGCACACUGAGCAUUCUUCAGCUCAAGUGGGUAUGGAAAUUCCUGAAAUAAACACGGCCAGUGAGAACAUAGUUGUUGACAUGACCCAUGAUGGUGAACCUUUAGAAAGUAGUGAUAUAUUAAGUUCGAGCAACGGUGAUCAAGCUUCUUCAAAUGGAUUGCAAGUUCUAGAUGAUGAGCUUAGCAUGGAGAGCGAAGUUUCAAGCUCAGAAAACACUGAGGUUAUCGAGGCUCCCAAUUCUAUGGAAGAAGCAAAGAAGAAGCGGAAAAUAGAAUCAGAGUGUGAAACAAAUGAUAAUCUAGAGCGUAGCAUUGGUUUCAUAAGGAGUCCUUGUGAAGGGUUGAGGUCAAGGGGCAAGAGGAAAGAAACAUGUGAAACUUCAUUAAAGCCCACUGAAACGAGUGAUGAAGAGAGGAAACCCAUUGCGAAAAGGCUCAAGAAAACUCCAAAGGCUUGCUCAGGGAGUUGUCACCAAGAAGUCCCCGCGACAACUCACCCCAACCGAUGUUACCUAGAGGGAUGCAAGAUGACUUUUGAGAGUAAAGCGAAAUUACAAGCUCACAAGAGAAACCGUUGCACUUACGAAGGGUGUGGAAAGAAAUUCAGGGCUCACAAAUAUCUGGUGCUUCAUCAACGUGUUCAUAAUGAUGAAAGACCUUUCGAGUGCUCUUGGAAAGGAUGUUCCAUGACUUUCAAAUGGCAAUGGGCGAGGACAGAGCAUUUGCGUCUGCACACAGGAGAACGACCAUACAAAUGCAAGGUGGAUGGAUGCGGAUUGUCGUUUAGGUUUGUAUCGGAUUAUAGUCGCCACAGACGGAAAACCCUGCACUAUGUCACAUAGAACGGCACUGAAUGCUGCAAAAUGGUGGCUGGAGAAAGUGAAAGGGCCUCUCUUUGGAAUUGAGAGUUGUUGUAAGAUCUAAUAUCUGGUUGGUUUUUUUAGUUGUUGUCUAGUGUUUUAGACCGUUGUUAUGUCUCUUUUUGUAGUAGAUGCGACUUCUUUCCACUUUUGAGAACGACUCACUCACACUCUUGUUUGCUUUGACUGUUAAACUCGUAACCAUUGGAUUCAAAAUGUUAAUAUGCAUGAUUUUCCCAUUUAA
Arabidopsis lyrata subsp. lyrata is the source of this 4846-nucleotide messenger RNA. RefSeq names its product probable lysine-specific demethylase ELF6. The record is from RefSeq and is a predicted model, not a curated record. Gene Ontology annotation, molecular function: histone H3K4me/H3K4me2/H3K4me3 demethylase activity. Bases 490 to 4584 code for a protein of 1364 amino acids. The transcript has 6 exons. Gene Ontology annotation, biological process: chromatin remodeling. Gene Ontology annotation, cellular component: nucleus. NCBI's taxonomy places the organism in Eukaryota, Viridiplantae, Streptophyta, Magnoliopsida, Brassicales, Brassicaceae.